Molecule: messenger RNA, 4927 nt
Organism: Schistosoma spindalis
Lineage: Eukaryota; Metazoa; Platyhelminthes; Trematoda; Strigeidida; Schistosomatidae
Source: the annotation of a GenBank genome assembly
UGGAUGCCGAGUAAAUCACUUUUUACCCUAGCAACAGAAUUGUGCAGUUUCAAAGAUUUUAAGAUGCCGGAGGCAACACAAAUGAAGAUUGGGGAGAAUACCGUUGUAUUCAAUGAAACCAAAAAGGAAGCCUUUACUCUGCGUCAACAUUUCACAGAAAUUGCCAAGUACCUCAAAUCCUCUUGGAAAGUUGUUAUAAAUAAAGAUGACAUUACACAUGAACGUCUCAGCAUUUUCAAGUUGUUCGUUAUAUCUGGACCCACAGAAAAGUUUAGUGCUGCAGAGUUUAAUUCCAUUAAAAAAUAUCUUGAGACUGGUGGAUCUUUGCUUGUUCUUAUGGGUGAGAACGGUGAGACAAAAUAUACUACAAACAUAAACUUCUUAUUGGAGCAGUUCGGGGUCAUGGUUAACAGUGAUACUGUCCUACGAACGUCAUAUUUUAAAUAUUAUCAUCCUAAAGAAGCGUUAAUCCCGAAUGGAGUAAUAAAUAGAGGAAUAGCGGAAGCCUUGGGAAAGACGUCCAUAUCAGCUACGCAAAUGGAUGUUUCACACAAACAGGCGUUACAAUUCUUAUAUCCUUAUGGAGCUUCUCUCAAUGUUGCCAAACCCGCAGUUGCUCUACUGUCAACUGGAAGUGUUGCGUUUCCAAUUAAUAGACCCGUUUGUGCCGUUUACAAAUUCCCCUCACCUAACGGUGGGACUUUAGCUGUUGUUGGGAGCGCAGCCAUGUUCUCGGAUCCGUAUAUAAACAAAGAAGACAAUUUUAAAAUAUUUGAGUUUUUAUUUAAAUAUCUUACAGAAGAAUCAGUCACUCUAAACUCCAUAGAUUCUGAAGAACCAGAAAUUGAAACAUACUACCAAGUCCCUGAUAUUAUAAGCCUAUCGAGUAACCUAAUGUCUUGUUUACAAGAAAGUGAUGAACUUCCACAGAAUGUUAAAAAUUACUUUGACCAAGGUUUGUUUUGUAUGGACACGAGACUCGUACCGAAAGCUAUUCAGUAAGUUUUCAAGUCUAUAAAUUUAAACUUGCAGAACAUUUAUGUUGACAUCAUUUUAUGUUUGUUCAAUGAUCUUGCAAAUACUUAUAAAAAAAUGAAUUCUUAGAUUACACCAGUCUCGCGCACUGGGUGUGUUUCAACAUUAUGUAACCAAAAGAUGGGAAAAAGUGUGAUUUUACCAUGUUAAGCCGAUGAAAUGAAAUAAAUUUCCACAUAACAUCAGUCGUUUGGGCUAGCAGUAGUUAUAUUUUGAAACAAAAAACUUAUUUCCACAUAGAUGUUAUCUCUUAAUACAAAAGCUGUAUCUAUAAAAUUGGAUACCGUAAGUACAAUAAGUAGAGAUGACAUCCUUUUAUCUUUCUAAUAAUCAGUUAUUUUAAGUAAUUAUGGACAUUCUCAGUCUUUUUUCAUUUUUAAAGGGCUUAUGAAAAACUCCGUGUGAAGCACGAACCCUUAAGUUUAAUUUCACCGCAGUUUGAAACUCCUUUACCUCCAGUGCAACCUGCAGUAAGUCAUACAUCUUUAAAAUACCACUUUAUAUUUUGUUCUGUGGGUGGAGAAAUUCGGUUUAUGAUAUUUGUAUACAUAUCUGAAUCCCAAUUUAAGACAAAGCAUUUUAACCUAUCUGAUGUCUAACUUCAGUAAGAUCUGUUUAAAAUGAUCUUUGAAGAAACUUAUAUUCAUAAUUUUAUCGAUAAAGUAAAAAUAUACAACUAGCAAUAACUACCCUUGAUUCUAAUAUAAAAUAAAGGUUUACCAAACUACUGAUUGUUAGCUUGAUAUACUUAAAAGCCAUGAACUCGCUGAGAAAAUUCUACGAGAUUUCAAAUAUCACCGAUGGUCUUGGUAUUAUUGCAAAGCUACUACAAUACAAUCCAAAAGCUAUGGUUCUUCGAUUACUAUGGAUUUGUUAUUUGAAUUCUAAAACUUACUUUUCAUACGAUCAAGUGUUUAGAACUGUUGAUUAACUGUUGAUUAACUUUCUCUUCCUUAGUAGUUAUGCUUGAAAAUGCAGGUCUUUUUUAAUUCAUACAAAUAAAUAGAAAUAUUUAGAACUAACAAAAUAUCCUAGUAAGAAUAAAUACGAGGAAGAUAGUCAAAAUUAAGUGAAUGUUGGUACAAUUCAACUACUGAAUUUAACUAAACGAGCUCUACAAUAAAGUAAUGACUACAGGACCAGAUGAUUUAAGGUUUAGUUCUACAAAAUACGUAAUGUUUAUGUUGUCAAGUGUAGUUUGCGAACAUAACAACCAUUUAGUAUCCCCCUAGCUUUUAAUGGAUUUUGUUUAGUCAGCUUAUUAAAUGAAAUCAAGUUACAAAACAAAUUUUUCAGAUAUUCGCCAAAAAAAUUUCUUCUAUACACACAAAUAUUAGUCAAAUAGCUCCGUAGAAUUUAUUACUCUGAGUAAACAUUCUUGAGUUUAAUAGUGUUCAAGUAUUUUUCAGUGAUCAGCAAUCUAGUAGUCUUUUUUAUGAUGACUUAAAGUUUACCAUUUUAUUUCAUAUAUUUCUAUGAUUUAACGGACAACUGCACUUAUACAGAAAACCCUAUGAGGCUUAAAACGUAUCGGUCAAUCACAUGCAAUGUUUAGAGGUCACUCUUGGUAGUAAUAAUUCACUACUUGUUGAUAUUUUUGCCUAAAAAUGCCAUUUUAGCGUUUUGUUUCACUAAAUCUAAAUAUAGUUGUUAUUUCAAAAAUUUGAUGACAAAAGCCCUAUAAUUUUAAAGGUGCCGACAACAAACUUUGUUUCCAUUUAAGUCAUUCAGUAGAAUAUGUUUAAACGUUCUUAGAAGAACGUGUUUUUGUAGUUUACAUCACAAAAUUACCUAGUUUAAUCAGCUGUUGAGAACCAGACAGUACUGGAUAGUUGUUUCAUCUCAGUAUGAGGCUGUUCACAUAGACAGAAUACAACCUUAAUCUUUGUUUGGUGUCUAGGAAGUAGUGCGGACGUGCUUCAUGGAAUAAUGUGGGUGGUCCAUAGGAACGGGAAUAAUCCUCCAUUCUGCCGUAUAGUUGGAUUACGGAAGAGCUUAUUAAACAAUUUAGUGAUAUUAUUGACGUGCCAUGUCAAGGCGGAACGGUGGACUGUAGUUGUGCUUUUGUGUAAAUCAUGAAGUAUUUGAGUCUUUGAUCUGUGCACUGCAUAUAAGUAGAUAACAUGUCCUUACGGUAAUAGGGAUCUAUACCUAUAUGUGCACUUCGUGUAUGCACAUAACGCUUACUAGCUAAUUCUUUCCUUUUCAAAAGUCUUUACACUCUUUGUAUCUAAAACGUGGAUAGAUAUAGCGUGCAUAUUCUUUUAGGUAUCCAGGUUUGCAAGGCACAUUAGGCGCAAUGCCAGAACGAUGACUAUAAGCCGUAACUUACAAAUUGAGGUACGAGGGUCAACAUGAUAUAUAUUUGUGGCAUGUUGUCAACAGAUAACUCUGUCAUGUUAGGGAGAUGCAAGCAUUUGAGCAGAAUGUCAAAAUGAGGAUCCCUAGAUUAUAACCCUAAUUGGAGUGGUCGAUUGGAGGUAUCGACUGUUAUUAAUUUCCCUUGAACUACUGAACUCUAGUCUCGUAACAGUUUUUACUACAUUUAUGCCACUGUGCGUACUAUGGAGUUUUACAGGUCUUUGAGUUGUGUAUUUCAUACAUUCAUGCAACAUAAACUUGGAAAACUGUUGUGGUCUGAGAAAUUAACAUUUCGAGAUAACACAAAACAUUUUUUAAUGCUUCUGAUGGCUAACUGCCCAAACCACUUUGAGAUCAUAGAGACUUACUAGUAAAUGGUCUCAUACUAAAAUGAUCCGAUUUCCAGUUGUUGCUGGUUUUCAGUCUUUAUAUAACUAACUUCAGCCCAUAAUACUAACUAUAAAACUCAACAAUAUCCAUAAAUCUCCUGAAAGAAAAUUAUUCUAGGCCUAAUUCUUUAAAAUUUGUCUUGAUUCUGAUUAUAAACUGAAUAAAUUCAUCUUCCAUUUUCAUGUAUAUUAGGUAUUUCCUCCUAACUUCCGUGAACCUGGUCCACCACCAUUAGAAUUAUUUGAUUUAGACGAGCAAUUUUCUACAUCCAAAGCACGUUUAGCUCAGGUAACAAAUAAAUGUAAUGAGGACGACCUGGAAUAUUAUAUUCGUGAAUGCGGUGAUAUUUUAGGUGUAUCACAGAAAUUAUCAACAGACAAAAUGACAUCACGUAUUAUUUUAGAAGUUAUAUUUAAUGAAUUAGUAGAGUUUAAAAAGUUUAAUCAGGGACUUGAUGAAGCUGGUGACUGAUUGAUGACUGAGCACUGUAAAUCAUCAUUAUCAUCCUUAUCAAUGGAAUAAACGUCAGCAUUUUAUUACAAAUUUUCAUAAAAUUAAGAUGAAUUGGAUAAACAUGUAUUUAUAUUCAUACUACUAUCCAUGUAACUCUAUAAUCAUAAUUAGACUUUUGUUUUAAUAUUUGAAUUAUCCGCCUGGAACAGAGAUAGGCAGUUCCCUCAGAAGACUCCUCCUCCUUUGUAAACAAUUAAUUCAGAGGUUGUUCUUAGGGAGUGGAGCAAUAUCAUGACUUGUAGUCCCGUAGUGCUUGGUAACCGGUGUGGGUACUCAGUUCAUCGAUCUAGCAAAAAUCAGUUUAUCAAAAUAUGAAAAUUUGUGCCUACACUCAAUUUAUCAAAUGUAGGUCAUUUGUUGUAAUGCCGCAAAGCCUACUGGUUAAAAUAAUCAAGAGUAGUGAAAAACCGAAGAUGAGCAAUCUUUAGCAAUAGAACUGUUGAGUAUGACACGACCUUAUCGGUUACCAAUACAAAUAGUUUGCUGAUGAUAUGAUCUGUUGUUCUAUUUAUUUACAUUAUACUAUCGUCUGACUAGGAAAACCAUGAAAAUAUAAGCUAUAUUGUGUAAGAGUCUGUUUUGGUUAAAUAAAGUACAUUUACGACCAAUGUGCGUUUUUGAUCAGUCG